UGCUGCUGCUGCUGCUGGUCGUGGACAGGACUUGUCUUUUAUCUGGCUGUGUGUGUGUGUUGACACGCAUUUCUGCUCCAUCUCCUUGAUUAAGCCGGCAGCCUGAGGGGGAGUCGCAGCGGCAGUUAGUGGGGGGCUGGGCAGGCAGGCAGGCAGGCAGGCAGACAGACAGACAGACAGUCAGGCAGGCAGAGGAAUGAGAGCGGACCGAGCCGCGGCAUCUUCAUCAUGCAGCAGACCACCACCAGCAGUCCAUUUUAUACGAUUAUAUGAGCCGAUGAGCGCCAGUUUGUCUGUAUCUUGCAACCGGACAGCAGCAGUGUGCAGGCCCGGCGAUGACAGCAUAGGCCAACGCCUCGCUGCAGCUACAUAACAGGGAAUGAAAACGCGCCCAAGAUGGUCCGCAUCGCCAAGGCCCUGGGUUUGGUUAUUCUGUGCGUCGCUGUGCUCAUACUGUCGCUCAUCAGCUAUGUGUCCCUGAGAAAAGACAGCUUCUUCGCAUCUUCUAAAUACUACAUGGGAGGCCCGAGGAUUAUGUUCCAUGCAGGAUUUCGGUCUCAGUUCGCAAUGAAUUUCCUGGACCCCUCUUUCAUCCCCUUAACUAAUGCCCUGAAUGAGGAGCUCCAAGGAAAACCGUUCAAAUGGAAGUUCAACAAGACUGCUUUUCAUCAGCAGAGGAAAGAUAUCUUCAGCUACAUUGACAUUCCCAACAACUUCUCCCUCACAAAAAACAGCGUUCAUGUCGGCCAGCUCAUGCACUUUGACUACUCCAGCCACAAGUAUGUCUUCUCCAUCAGCAACAACUUCAAAUCCCUGCUCCCAGACACUUCUCCUAUCCACAACAAGCAUUACAGUAUAUGCUCUGUGGUGGGCAACAGCGGCAUCCUGACAGGCAGUCACUGCGGCCCAGAAAUCGACCAGGCCGACUUCGUGUUCCGAUGCAAUUUCGCUCCCACAGAGGUCUACUCCAAGGAUGUCGGCAAGAAGACCAACCUGACCACCUUCAACCCCAGCAUCCUAGAGAGGUACUACAAUAAUCUGCUGACCAUUCAAGACAGGAAUAAUUUCUUCCUCAACCUGAAGAAGCUGGAGGGAGCUAUCUUAUGGAUCCCUGCCUUUUUUCUUCACACGUCAGCCACAGUAACCAGGACCCUGGUGGACUUCUUUGUGGAGCACAAGGGCCAACUGAAGGUUGAACUGGCCUGGCCAGGAAACAUCAUGCACAGUGUCAACAAAUACUGGAAGUCUAAAAACCUGUCUCCUAAACGUCUCAGCACUGGAAUCCUCAUGUACACACUGGCCUCUGCCAUGUGUGAUGAGAUCCAUCUCUACGGGUUCUGGCCUUUUGGCUGGGACCCCAAUACGGGUAAGGACCUGCCUUACCACUACUACGACAAGAAAGGGACCAAAUUCACUACCAAGUGGCAGGAGACCCACCAGCUGCCCAGCGAGUUUAAGCUGCUCUACAAGCUGCACAGGGAAGGCGUGAUUAAACUCAGCUUGACGCACUGCACUUAGACGUGCUAUGAGUGCUGGAUUGUUUAUGAGAUGACUCCAGAGAACGUGACCCAAAUACAUCAGUUCAGUUCAAAACUUCUGUUGUGACCCACAAUGCAUGAGUGUUAAAGCAAUUUAUGACACCCUCAUUCUACAAACACACUCACAUCACGCUGUAAUUUCACAUGAAGAUGUCAGGUUUACUCGGGACCUAAAUCACAGACUUACCACAGCAAUGUUGCUCAUGCGGUAUAUUUUUGUCUUUGGUACUACAGUUUUAUGCUGCUCAUUACUCUCCUUUGCAUGGCUACCUGCCAUGGCUAAACACCUUGAACAAAACAUAUGUCUGUUUUAACUGGAGUUAACAGGGGGUUCAGCUGUGCAAACAGUUAAACUGUUUAACACAGUAUUGAUUGAUUAAUCACCUUCUACAACAGUAUACUGAUUCUGUACACUGAAAUCACUGCCUAAUCUCAGGGAAGGAGUUAGAUCAGUGUGUUUUUGUAAUCAGAUUCAAUGCAUCGGGAGAGGUGCAGUUCCUGUUUUCAGCCCCCCCCCACCCAUGAGGUAUCAGACAAUCUGCACUGGAAGAUGGUAUUUGUUUACCAGCCUGUGCUCUCUCAGUGUAUAUGCUUGUGUGUCUUUUAUUCUCUGCAGACAGUGUGACUGUCCACUUCAAAUUUUGUUAAGAUUCUUCAAAGUUUUGGAAUAACAAUCAACAUUCCAACAAUAAGCCAUAUAUUCACGGACAUACGAUAGUAUGUUAUCAUUACAAUACUGAAUUUUAGAAAGUGGUACCAGCCUAUAUCAGGUUCUGAGACUAUAAGACAUUUGAAACAUCUUCCGACAAGACUACAUGUCCAUAGCCUCACUAGCGGCUACUUUCGAGUCACAGGGUUUCGAUUUUCCAAAAAAUAAAUACCCGAUGAUCUUGUGAAAACUCAAAUUGUCAAUUAACAGCACUGUUUUGAAGGUAUUUUAUAUCUGCAUCACUGCUUUGUCCCCUCGUUUCUAAAGUUUCUUUAUAUUAUAAUUAUGACUGGUAAAUAUCUGAUAACCUGUUAUUUGGCCAUUUAGUUACCAGCAACAUUUUGUGAUUUGAAGUGCAUUAUAUUAUCAAAUCUCCCAAAUUUGCAUUAUAACAUAUUUUAGAUGUGUUAGCCUAAUUCUAUAUUGUCUCUUAGAAUACUUUAUUUUUGUAUCCCACUUUUCCUGGCAAGACAUGGGUUGGGGUUGCCAAGAAAAUCAAUGGGAUCCAUAAUAAUGCCACUUUUACUCUUAGUUUUCAAUCUAAACAGGUCAUGGACUAGCAAGCAAGUUAGGUUUGUCAGUUGGUUCAGUUAGCUACACAACCUGUCAGUUUAACUGUAAAUAAAUGAGCAAUCAUUAAUAAGUAUAAUUUAAUUUAUCUAAGAACUUGUUUUUACAGUGAAACCUGUUUUCAUUUAACAAAACUAGUGAAUCAAUGGAAAAUGGAGAAACUGUUUUCUAAUUUUAACCAAUAAUGAGACAAUAAAUAAAUACAUAAAUAAAUAAGUAAAAAAAAUAAUGUUUGACCAGAGGGUACCAGACUAUGACCAUGUGACCUAAAUCACUGCGCUAGUGUGGCUAAAAAACAUCAGGAAAUACAACAUUUUGGACACAGUUUCUUCAGUUUCUUACCACUAAAUUUAUCUUGAGGUUUACAAGUAUUUUAAUUAAAAUACUAGAGAAGAGAAUACACUAUUUAUUACAGAACUUUUGUUAACUUGGACAAAGUUAUUUAUUCAUCAUGUAAUCAUAUCAUAUCAUAUAUUCCAAUAUUUGUGACAUAAAACAGAGAAAUGAAUGAUAUAUGACUUAACAGCAUCUUGUGAAGAGCAUGAUCCAUUUAAAUUGCAUUGCAUGUGAGACACUAAGAAAAAAAAAGCAAAAAAAAAUAGGCUAGUUUUUUUACGGACCUUUUUGAAGAUUGUUUUGAGGGUAAAAUUUUGUUCUUUGCUAUUCUUUAUAUUCCUGAUGGUGUAUUCCUUGAGAAUAUCAGCAGUGUCUUUGUAUAAGAGAUGUCUGAAGGCUAAAAAACAACCCUACUGCUAUAUUCCACAUGGGACCAAACCUCUACAACUUCAAAAUGAGCAAGCUUUAUAUUUUAUAUGUAGAUAAUCUUGGGUUCUCAAAAAGAGUCCACCCAAACAUUGCCAGACUGAAGAAGACUGGUGGAUAUGGGGUUCAGGACAACUGGCCUAAGCAGUGAAAGCCGGCCACAUGAUCACCUCAUGACUCUGCAACACGUGCUCCUUGCAAAUUCCGGUUCAGGCUGAGGUUUAAUACACAGAGCAGUGCAGUCAUUUACACUUACCCGAUGAAGUGUAUGCUUUUGUGUCAGAUUUAGUGUGGUAAGCAUUUGCUUGCCAUCCUGACCCACAAAAAGCAUUUCUUUUUGUCUGUCUCCUCAGGCAAAGAGGAAUAUUUCAAAUAGUAAACUUUUAUGUCUUGUCUCGAAAUCACAUUGCAGUCACCACAACAACCAUGAAAACACAUAUCCACUGAAAAAGAUGGAAAAGCUGAGUUUAGGGUCAUUUAACUGAUGUCAUAAAUGUCUACAUUUAGAAUAAUUUCUAUAGUCUCUUUAUUAGGAAUGUUUUGUGCACCAAAGACUACGUGUUCAGAGGAGAAAUGUUACUCUAGAUUGGCAGACUGAGACGGGCUUUUGGAAGGACAACUAUAAAUAUUACUGUAGAAGAGUAUCUCUUUUUUGAUGUUGAAUUUGAUGUUGAGUAUCACUUUCUGUGGCACAAAAAUAAUUUAAAACUUUUGUUUUUAUGGCAUCAGCCAAAGUAAUCCAGUGUAAUUUACUUGUGACUCCAUGAAUGUCCUCCUAUAGAUUAAUUUGUUUGAAAAAUACACUGGCACUGACAUGAAUGCUGGACAUUUUCCUCCUUCCAAAGGUUUCUCAUGAUUAUUAUAAUAAAGUCAAUAGGUAGAAUGUGUGUUAACGAUAAUGAUGCUAACAAAGUCUGUGUAGAUUGUAAUUACAGUCAGAGUAACAUCAUAGCUUUUUGUGCAUUACAUUUAAAGGACACAACAGUGACAUACAUAACCUAAACAUAAAAUGUCUUUAAUCAAAAUGCAGCACUAUACAGGAUUCGCUCCAACAGCCCUUUAACAUUCUUGUACUUGUGUUUGAUCUGCAUGGCAACUUUCCAUAAUGCAUAAAAAAGCUUGGCCGCUUAUGUACUUGUCGUAUAAAAGUCAAAAUCAUGUAAGGGACUUCGCUAUGUUGGUUGUUCUAACAAAAACCAUCAUCCAUAGAUAUACAUACAUAGAAAGUACAAGAAAUACAACCAUGUUUUAAAUGUUUUGUGAUUAUACGCCAUGAUAAACAUACGUUAUGUGCCUGCAUAUUCCUUCCAUCAAUGCCUAAAUGUGUCAAAUAAAAACAGUAUUUUUCUCUAAUAUGACA
Molecule: messenger RNA, 4939 nt
Organism: Scatophagus argus
Lineage: Eukaryota; Metazoa; Chordata; Actinopteri; Scatophagidae
Product: sia-alpha-2,3-Gal-beta-1,4-GlcNAc-R:alpha 2,8-sialyltransferase-like
Exons: 4
Coding region: 397-1518 (373 amino acids)
Biological process (GO): oligosaccharide metabolic process; N-glycan processing
Molecular function (GO): alpha-N-acetylneuraminate alpha-2,8-sialyltransferase activity
Source: RefSeq, a predicted model, not a curated record